Molecule: messenger RNA, 1671 nt
Organism: Closterium sp. NIES-65
Lineage: Eukaryota; Viridiplantae; Streptophyta; Zygnematophyceae; Desmidiales; Closteriaceae
Source: the annotation of a GenBank genome assembly
AUGCUGCUGCACGUCUUGCUGUGCGUCGCCACUCACGGACCACUCCUCGCAGUGUGCCCCACCACUCUCACCUUUGACCUCCUCGAGAAGGCCCUCCUAGCAGCGGAGAAGAGCAUAGUCGUUGUAGGAGCCUCUCGUGGUGACCCCCGCACCCCUAUCUUUGAGGGGGGUUCUCCCUCCCCCUCCUGCCCUCUGUUGUUUCUGGUGCUGCGGCCGACCUCGUUGGUUUUGAGUCGGUCGGCGCUGCGUCUGCCCCUUCAGGGAAGCGCCGCGCAGGCAAAGGCAAGAGGGGCAAGGGCAGUGGAGGAGCUGGCAGGGGCAGUGGAGGCGGCGGUGGAGGCGGCGGAGGGAGUGGGGGUGGUGGUGGGAGUGGUGGAGGGGGUGGGGGUACCGGUGGCAGCAAUGGAGGCGGAGGCGGAGGCGGUGGUGGCGGAGGGAGCGGAGGCGGCAGUGGUGGCGGAGGUGGCGGCGGUGGCGGAGGCGGCGGAGGUGGCGGAGGUGGCGGUGGAGCUGGUCGCGGCUCUACGCAGAGGAGUGGCUCCGGUGGUGGUCCGCGCCAGCAGCAGCAGCGCGGUCAUGAGACUCUGUCCCCUCAGCAGCUCCGCGAGUGGUACACUGCACGCCAGCGGGGUGGGGGUACUAGUCCGUGCACCUACGUUCUGCGCACAGGCGACCGCGCGCGGUGAGCAGUGUGGGGGUGCGCACCCCACCCAGCGCUGCUUUGGCCGCCUGACGGACGCGUGGUGUCACCAGUUCCCUGAUUCCAUAGAGAUCCCUCGCUGGGGCGAGCUGUCUAGGGCGGGUGUUGCCAUCUUUGAUCUUGACUUUGAUGCUAUUCUUUCUGCCAUGUAUGCUGUGACUAUUAGUGAUGAGGGUGACUGUUACCGGUGUUUCCCGCCCGAUCCGGGCAUUGAGACUGCUGCUCUAGGUACUGGUGAGGCUGCUGCCCUAGGUGCUUGCGAGGCUGCUACUCUAGGUGCUAGUGCGUCUGCGUCCUCAGGUGCUGAUGAGUCUGCUCUCUCAGGUACUGCGUCGGCUUCGGCCUCGCUCACCUUCACCCUUGACUCUAGGGCUUCUCGCUCCUUCUUUCGACACCGCACCACACUCACGCCGCUUGGUCGGCCGGUUGUGGUGUCUCUAGAUGACCCCUCUGGGGGUCGUGUCCUUGCUCACUUCUCCACAGUCCUCCCGUGUCCGGAGGCUCCCUCUGGCACCCUGUCUGGUCUUUACCUCCCCUUGUUCUCUACGAACUUGGUGAGUGGUGCUGACCUACAGGAUGGGGGAGUGCACCAGUUCACUCCUGCGAGUCAGCGGGUAACACACCGCACUGAGGCUCGGACAUGCCAAUACGUGGCCACGUUUACACGUCAGCUAGGGUCGAGCCUGUGUUUUGCUGCUGCGUCCGGGUCUGGUCCUGAGUCUGCCCCCUAUUCGUGUCGUCUCCUGUCUCACGAGAGCUCUCCUUUGGCACCACCGCCUUGGUCACCCCUCUCUGCUUCGUCUCAGAGGCAUGGCUCUCGGCCGUUUUCUUUGGGCGGCAGCGGGCUGCCCCUCACUCCUCCCAGUUUCCUGCGACCAGAGGCCCCGCUGCAGACGCUUCACAUGGACGUGUGGGGCCCAGCCCGCAUCCGUGGACAGGGCCACGAGCGCUACUUUCCUACUGGUGGUUGA